This is a messenger RNA of Exaiptasia diaphana, 3720 nucleotides long. RefSeq names its product transient receptor potential cation channel subfamily M member 3. NCBI's taxonomy places the organism in Eukaryota, Metazoa, Cnidaria, Anthozoa, Actiniaria, Aiptasiidae. Gene Ontology annotation, molecular function: monoatomic cation channel activity. The record is from RefSeq and is a predicted model, not a curated record. Gene Ontology annotation, biological process: monoatomic cation transmembrane transport. Gene Ontology annotation, cellular component: membrane.
UGAGURUCUUCAAUGCUUUCGUCUUUUCUCCUGCGACCACAUCGAGCUUUGAACCCACGGUGCGCUACAAGUUCCCUUUCAAAGAGCUCAUGGUCUGGGCUGUACUGUGUAAUAGACAAAAAAUGGCACGCUUUAUGUGGGAAAGAGGGGAGGACAAUCUUGCCAAGGCGCUUAUUGCUGGUUUUAUGCUGAAAGCCAUGGCAAAGGAAAUGUCUAAAGAUGAUCUACUUGAUGAUUUAUGCGAUGGACUUGAACAGGAUGCCAAAUAUUUCUACGAUCUGGCGGUAGGCAUAUUGGACGAAUGUUUCCGUACCAACGAAGCGACCACUGAUAAGCUACUAACAUAUCAUCUUGACUACUGGGGCGGCCAAACUAACCUCUCAUUGGCUGUUGCUAUGAAACACAAGGAAUUUGUAGCACACUCAUCCUGUCAAUCAAAAAUGACUGAGAUUUGGAUGGGAGCUAUUAGACAUGAUACAUGGUCGACGUUUAAGGUUGUCCUGGGAUUACUCUGCCCUCCCAUUWUAUUCACACUCGAUUUUAAAUCCAGAAAGGAGAUGUCAUCUAUGCCUUGUACAUUCGAAGAGCAUCAGGCUGAACAAGUCCGAGAAAUGACAUUAACUAAUCAGGCAAACCAUACCAUUAACUUUAAAAAUCACCGAAGUGAUGGGAAUUUAAUUGAUGGUGAGCCCGCAGUUCAACUAAGGACGCUCAGAAGCACUUGUGAUCGCCAAGAACUAUAUCAAGUCAAAAACGGAAAGGAAGAUUACCAUCAGCAUUGCCAACAUAGAAUGAGCUGGGCCAGGAAAUUUUAUGAAUUUCACCGUGCACCAAUCACGAAAUUCUGGGCUAACCUGAUUAUAUAUUUCAUGUUUUUGGCACUUUUUAGUUAUAUAAUCCUAUUAAAGCUUGAACCGUUUCCUAAGCUAGAAGAAUGGAUUCUAAUUGGAUUCGUUUUAACUCUCUUAUUGGAGGAAAUACGUCAGAUUGUCCAAUCAGAACCAUGCUCGCCAGCCAGGAAGAUCAAAGAAUGGGCAUCUAAUAACUGGAACAUUUGCGAUGGAAUCGCUAUCAUUCUCUUCUUUGUUGGUGUUGGUCUGCGGUUUCACCCAGAAACUCUUCAUAUUAGUCACGUGAUCUACAGCGUUGAUAUCAUGCUGUGGAUUAUAAGGCUACUGGAUAUUUUCUCAGUUAACAAGAAUUUAGGUCCAUACGUAGUUAUGAUUGGUCGAAUGACUGUUGACAUGGCUUACUUUCUUCUUAUCAUGGUUGUGUUUUUAUUGGCUUAUGGUGUAGCACAACAAGCCAUCCUAUUUCCUAACCAAGCACCAACAUGGGAGCUGAUCCCUAAAAUAUUCUUCCGCCCUUAUUUUCAAGUUUACGGGGAGCUGUUUAUUGAGGAUGUUGAAUACGCGAAUGAUGACAGUACAACAGCAUUUGGUACGCCUAAAGUUAACGUCUAUGCGGGUCGUCUUGUUACUAUUAUUAUGGCUUUUUUUCUUCUUGUGGCGAACAUACUCUUACUGAAUCUACUCAUUGCCAUAUUCAACAAUACCUUUGAGAAGGUUCAAGCCAAUGCAAAUCAAAUAUGGAAGUUUCAACGUUACGAGCUAAUCAUGGAGUAUUCGCAAAGACCGCUUCUUGUCCCUCCCUUCAUCGUGUUUGCUCACAUCUAUCGACUGCUAAAAUACUGUUGCAAGCGCAAGGCAAAGGGGACAACGAAGUCUGAUCGCAAGCUAAUUUCUUUGUAAAGACGAAUUGUACAAGCUUAUGCUAUUUGAAGAACAAUGCACGGAGAGCUACCUUCAGAGAAGAGCGAAAAAGUUCCACUCGACGCAGGAAGAACGUGUGCGAGGGAUAGCAGACCGGGUGGAAUCCAACGCUGGUGAGAUUGACAAGCUGUCAAAAACCCUUCAAAGUGUCGACGAUCGCUGUAGUAAGCUGGAAGAAUACACGCUUCAAAUCUUAGAUGUGGUGGGCCAUUUACAGCUAUCGAUCCCAGUCUCCAUAUCCGAGUGYGAAGGGAUGUCACGUGACUGUGAUGAGCAAGAGAUGUCCAUGGGGCAAUAUCAUGAAGGGAACUGGAGCGAUAGGUACACUAUUCAGAAUGAAAGUACAGCCCCUGCUCUUAAUCGCAUGAUCAGUAUGCCCGCCUAUAUGCACCAGAAGAUCCAUUCAACWGGCCMAAGUGGUCCAUUGUACUUUAGAAAUAAACUCCCAUUAACGAACCCCUAUCAGUAYCGGCAGCAGUUCAAUAGUGGUGCCCAUGCAGCAAAAACGAGUCUCAAGAAGGCCAUUUCAAGAUUUCGAAGGAACACAUUACCGAGAGAUCUGCCAGAACGUCGAAACAAACGAUCCACAAGUAACCCUCAAAAUGAUGAUAACGAAGAUGGAGCUUCAUURUCUUCGAGUGUCAAAUCUAAUCAACGUCUAAGAAAAGCUGAUAGUACUGCAGGCAAAGAAUGCAUUGGAGUUCCUCAAGUAAAUACUCGGCCAAGGUCAAGUUCAAUGCCAUCGUGCUAUCGGGACCCUAAUGAAUAUUUUAAUAUAUCACGUGAUCAGACACUCCAUAUUAGGGCAAGGCAGUCGCCAUAUCCACACUGUGAUAUUCAUCGUUACCCAGUACCAGACUUCCUCGUAGACUGGCAGAUGCCUUUUCCUGGAUAUUUCCCAGUCAAUCAUUCAGACACAUCGAUAACUACCAAUCCUUCCUGGGCAGAUGUAGAUAUUUCAGACCCUGAGCACCAAGAUGUGCACCUUCGUUUCAAUUCUGUUGAUAAUGACGUUGACAGACGUAGUCACAUUGGGUUUUAUGACUUAUUUGACGGSCUACCAAGAAAYCCAAUGGGAAGAACUGGCCUUGGAGGUCGAGGACUACUUGGRAGAUGGGGACCUAACCACGCAGCUGAUCCCAUCGUUACGCGGUGGAUGAAAAACGRCAGUGGAGAACAUGUCAGACGCACUGGUAAACGGGUGUUGGAAUUCGUUGCGGUUCAGCGACGGGACUGUAAGCAGUGGGCAAUACCAGGGGGGAUGAUAGACGUAGGAGAAACAGUAAGUCAAACACUCAAGAGAGAAUUCUGCGAGGAGGCAUUGUGCUCAUUAGAACAAAGUGAACAAGAAAUAAAAGAAAAAGCCUUUGAGAUACAGCAAUUCUUUGCAUACGGCAUUGAGAUUUACAAAGGUUAUGUGGACGAUCCYCGCAACACAGACAACGCAUGGAUGGAGACUGUUGCCAUUAAUUUCCACGAUGAGACGGGGAACUUUUUGGGUGAUGUYGAGUUAAAGGAGGGAGAUGAUGCCUGCAAUGUCCGUUGGCAAGAGGUCAGCAGUCAUGCMGAAUUGUAUGCAAAUCAUGCAAUGAUGCUACAACGUGUCGCAGAGUAUCAUGGGGCAUACUUUUAAAGGUCUCUUGCGAACCAGUAUAUUUCACAAUAAAUGAUCAACUGGCUUCAGUGCUAUUCUUGUGUCUACGCGGAUCGGUUGCUGAUUAUUCAACACUAUCAGAAGCAGCAUCGUUGACUGGCACAAUGAACCUGGGACCAAACGAGAUUUUCAUGAUAGAGUUUUUCUCUUUAAUGUUCAACAUUGUAGUGACAUUGCUUUGUCUUUUACACCUGAUGUUUUACGAUUACCCAUUCCUCUCCAACGAUAUAGAUGUAGAGUGAAUGAUUGUUAAGUCUAUGUUUUACCUAAAACUGAAUAAAGUAUUAAAAUGUG